GGGACUAAUUUGUUGCCCAUAUAAGGCCUGAAACCCUAGCUAGGCUUAAAUCCCCAAAUCACCUCUCCUUUUCCGGCGAUAGAGGAGCCUCCACUAGCAGCAGCAGCAGCCGCCACCGUCUCGACGGAAAGCUUCAAGACUCUAUUUUGAGGAGAAGUAUUUUCGUGUUCACCACCAGCUAUGGAGACCCGAAACAUUCACCAAUCUCUUCAUCUUCACGAAGAAAUCACCGAAGAAAUACUGUCAAGACUGCCGGUGAAAUCACUCCUGCGAUUCAGGUGCGUUUCGAAAGCAUGGCGAUCUCUGAUCGACAGCAAACGAUUCAUCAAAAUGCACUAUCAAAAUUCGACAAGAAACCCUAGUUUAGCCCGCCACAAGGUUUUGUUGCUCAAAUAUGUCGGUGUCGCUACACUAGAGCUAACGCUGGUGCAACGCUCUGUACUCGAUAAAUCAGAAAAUCAAGUUGUAGAAUUGGAUUUCCCAAUCUCUCAUAACUCCAUCGUUGGUUGUUGCAAUGGACUGGUUUGCCUUGUACGGAACAGACAGUUUGUGUUGUGGAACCCAUCUACCAGAAUCUCCAAGAAACUGCCUCACUUAGACGACUUAGACGAUUACGACGAUUACGGCGACAAUCGUGCAUUCGACAGUUGUGGGUUCGGUUGGGAUGAAUCGAGUGGCGAUUACAAGGUUUUUGCGACUGCGACUGUGUGUGCCUGGAAUAGAAGCGACAAUGGCAAAGCUAUAGCUAUGAUGUAUAGCUUGAAGCGUGAUUCAUGGAAGGAAGUGAAGGGUUGGGAUUCAUGGAAGAAGACGAAUGGUAUUAGUAUACUUGGGGAUGGAAUGACGAUGGGGAUGUUAGCAAGUGGGAGUCUUCACUGGGAGAUGUGUGAUAGACGAGGCGUGGUUGCUUUCGACUUAAAGAGGGAGGUGAUCGGGGCGGUGGAGCUGCCGGAGUGCUCGGAAGGCUGCAGGUGGCUGGGAAUUGGGGUGAUCGGAGAAUGCCUUUCGGCAUACUACCGGCGCGAGUAUUCGAGUUGCGUGGAGAUUUGGAUGAAGAAGAAGGAGUCUUGGGAGAAAGUGGUGGUUCUUGAUCAGCUAUGUUAUCCUCUCCAUAUUUCUCCGGCCUUGGCUCCUUUUUGGGGUGGUGGGUUUUUGUUGAUCAAAAUUGGGAAUUUGAUGUUUUUUUAUGGGAAAGGGAUUAGGGUUAUGGUUUCUGACGUUUACAUUGAAAGUUUAGUGUCACCGUUAGAGGCCUAGGGAGAAAGAGAGAGUACUAU
This is a messenger RNA of Salvia miltiorrhiza (redroot sage), 1277 nucleotides long. RefSeq names its product F-box/kelch-repeat protein At3g23880-like. Gene Ontology annotation, molecular function: protein binding. Bases 181 to 1257 code for a protein of 358 amino acids. NCBI's taxonomy places the organism in Eukaryota, Viridiplantae, Streptophyta, Magnoliopsida, Lamiales, Lamiaceae. The record is from RefSeq and is a predicted model, not a curated record. The transcript is spliced from 2 exons.